GAGCCGAGCGGGGCUGAACAAUAGAGACAGGCGGACGGGCGAGGAGAGCCAGCUGCGGCUGCCGGGCACCGCGGGCGCGCAGGCAGCGGGGACCCCCGGCCCGGGCCAGACAGCAGGCGGCCAGCGCCCCGGGGAAGGGGACCAUGGGGGAACCGGCGGCAGGCGCCCCCAGCGCGCCGCGCGCCGCCGCCUAGGGUGGCUCGGCGCUCCCCCCCCCCGCCGCGCGCCGCAGCCCCCCGCCCCGCGCCCCGCGCCCCGCGGCCACCGGCUCAGUGGCUACGGCCACCGCGCCCUCCGCCCCCCCGGGCGCCGCGCCGCCCUCGGCCCCAGGCUUCGCCGGCGCCCGGCUGCCCGCGGACGCCCUCCCCCAGUCAUGAACCCCCCCGAGGGGGCAGCGGAGGAAGGGGGAGCCGCCGAUUCGGACGUGGACGCCUUUUUCCGGACAGGAUCUUUUCGGAAUGAUGGUUUGAAAGCUUCCGAUGUCCUUCCCAUCCUAAAGGAGAAAGUGGCCUUUGUGUCUGGGGGCCGUGAUAAGCGAGGUGGACCCAUCCUGACCUUCCCUGCCAGAAGCAAUCAUGACAGAAUAAGACAGGAAGACCUGCGGAAACUUGUGACGUAUUUGGCCAGCGUGCCAAGUGAGGACGUUUGCAAACGUGGCUUCACAGUCAUCAUCGACAUGCGGGGCUCCAAGUGGGACCUCAUCAAGCCCCUCCUCAAAACACUGCAGGAAGCCUUUCCCGCCGAGAUCCAUGUGGCCCUCAUCAUCAAGCCUGAUAACUUCUGGCAGAAACAGAAGACCAACUUUGGCAGCUCCAAAUUCAUCUUUGAGACAAGCAUGGUGUCCGUGGAGGGCCUCACAAAGCUGGUGGACCCCUCCCAGCUGACAGAGGAGUUUGAUGGCUCUCUGGAUUACAACCAUGAGGAAUGGAUUGAGUUGCGCCUCUCCUUGGAGGAGUUCUUCAACAGUGCGGUACACCUGCUCUCACGCCUUGAGGACCUGCAGGAAAUGCUGGCCCGGAAGGAGUUCCCUGUGGAUGUGGAGGGCUCUCGGAGGCUUAUCGAUGAGCACACACAACUUAAGAAAAAGGUGCUGAAGGCCCCCGUGGAGGAGCUGGAUCGGGAGGGGCAGCGGCUGCUACAGUGCAUCCGCUGCAGUGAUGGCUUCUCAGGGCGCAACUGCAUCCCGGGGAGCGCUGACUUCCAGAGCCUUGUACCCAAGAUCACCAGCCUCCUUGACAAGCUGCAUUCCACCCGGCAACACCUGCACCAGAUGUGGCACGUGCGAAAGCUCAAGCUAGAUCAGUGCUUCCAGCUGCGGCUCUUUGAGCAGGAUGCUGAGAAGAUGUUCGACUGGAUAAGCCACAACAAGGAGUUAUUUCUUCAGAGCCACACAGAGAUCGGCGUCAGCUACCAGCACGCACUAGACCUCCAGACGCAGCACAAUCACUUUGCUAUGAACUCCAUGAAUGCCUAUGUCAACAUCAACCGCAUCAUGUCUGUCGCCUCCCGCCUCUCAGAGGCCGGCCAUUACGCCUCCCAGCAAAUCAAGCAGAUCUCCACGCAGCUAGACCAGGAGUGGAAGAGCUUUGCUGCUGCCCUGGAUGAACGCAGCACCAUCCUGGCCAUGUCUGCUGUGUUCCAUCAGAAGGCAGAGCAGUUUCUGUCAGGAGUGGAUGCCUGGUGCAAGAUGUGUAGCGAAGGUGGCCUUCCCUCUGAGAUGCAGGACCUGGAGCUGGCAAUCCACCAUCACCAGUCUUUGUAUGAGCAAGUGACCCAGGCCUACACAGAGGUCAGCCAGGAUGGCAAAGCCCUGCUGGAUGUCCUGCAGCGCCCCCUGAGUCCUGGGAACUCUGAGUCUCUCACCGCCACGGCCAACUACUCCAAGGCGGUACACCAGGUGCUGGAUGUGGUGCACGAGGUGCUGCACCACCAGCGGCGGCUGGAGAGCAUCUGGCAGCACCGUAAGGUGCGCCUGCACCAGCGCCUGCAGCUCUGUGUCUUCCAGCAGGACGUGCAGCAGGUGCUGGACUGGAUUGAAAACCAUGGUGAGGCCUUUCUCAGCAAACACACUGGGGUCGGGAAGUCUUUGCAUCGAGCACGGGCCCUCCAGAAGAGGCACGAUGACUUUGAAGAAGUGGCUCAGAACACAUACACCAAUGCGGACAAGCUCCUAGAAGCAGCGGAGCAGCUGGCUCAGACUGGGGAAUGUGAUCCGGAGGAGAUCUACAAGGCAGCCCGACACCUGGAGGUGCGCAUCCAAGACUUCGUGCGCAGGGUGGAGCAGCGGAAGCUUCUCCUGGACAUGUCAGUCUCCUUCCACACACACACCAAAGAGUUGUGGACAUGGAUGGAAGACCUGCAGAAGGAGAUGCUGGAGGAUGUCUGUGCAGACUCCGUGGAUGCGGUCCAGGAACUGAUCAAGCAGUUCCAGCAGCAGCAGACUGCUACCCUGGAUGCCACUCUCAAUGUCAUCAAGGAAGGCGAAGACCUUAUACAGCAGCUCAGGUCAGCGCCUCCCUCCCUGGGGGAGCCCACCGAGGCCAGGGACUCGGCUGUCUCCAACAACAAGACGCCGCACACUAGCUCCAUCAGCCAUAUCGAAUCUGUCCUACAGCAGCUGGACGAUGCUCAGGUGCAGAUGGAAGAGUUGUUCCAUGAGCGGAAGAUCAAGCUGGAUAUCUUCCUGCAGCUGCGCAUCUUUGAGCAGUACACCAUUGAGGUGACAGCAGAGCUGGAUGCCUGGAAUGAGGACUUACUCCGGCAGAUGAAUGACUUCAACACAGAGGAUCUGACCCUGGCAGAGCAACGGCUGCAGCGCCACACGGAGCGGAAGCUUGCCAUGAACAACAUGACCUUUGAGGUCAUCCAGCAGGGCCAGGACCUGCACCAGUAUAUCAUGGAGGUGCAAGCCUCAGGAAUCGAGUUAAUCUGUGAGAAAGACAUUGACCUGGCAGCUCAGGUGCAGGAGCUCCUGGAGUUUCUCCACGAGAAGCAGCAUGAACUGGAGCUCAAUGCGGAGCAGACCCACAAGCGGCUAGAACAGUGUCUCCAGCUGCGGCACCUUCAGGCUGAGGUCAAACAGGUUCUGGGAUGGAUCCGCAAUGGAGAGUCGAUGCUCAAUGCCAGCCUGGUCAAUGCCAGCUCUUUGUCGGAGGCGGAGCAGCUACAGCGGGAGCAUGAGCAGUUCCAGCUAGCCAUCGAGUCCCUCUUUCACGCCACUUCCUUGCAGAAGACGCACCAGAGCGCCCUGCAGGUACAGCAGAAAGCAGAGGCAUUGCUCCAGGCCGGCCACUAUGAUGCCGACGCCAUCCGGGACUGUGCCGAGAAGGUGGCCCUCCACUGGCAGCAGCUCAUGCUAAAGAUGGAAGACCGGCUGAAACUAGUCAACGCCUCUGUGGCCUUUUACAAGACCUCUGAGCAGGUGUGCAGUGUUCUGGAGAGCCUAGAGCAGGAGUACCGGAGAGACGAGGACUGGUGUGGUGGGCGAGACAAGCUGGGGCCAGCGGCAGAGAUGGACCACGUCAUCCCACUCCUCAGCAAGCACCUGGAACAGAAGGAAGCCUUCCUGAAGGCCUGCACUCUGGCACGGCGGAAUGCUGAGGUGUUUCUCAAGUACAUCCACAGGAACAACGUCAGCAUGCCCAGUGUCGCCAGCCACACCAGGGGACCUGAACAGCAAGUAAAAGCCAUCUUGAGUGAGCUCUUGCAGAGGGAGAAUCGUGUCCUGCACUUCUGGACCUUGAAGAAGCGGCGAUUAGACCAGUGUCAGCAAUAUGUGGUGUUUGAGCGCAGUGCUAAGCAGGCGUUAGACUGGAUCCAAGAAACAGGAGAAUAUUACCUCUCAACACAUACCUCCACUGGGGAGACCACGGAGGAGACUCAGGAGCUGCUGAAAGAAUAUGGGGAAUUCAGGGUGCCUGCCAAGCAAACGAAAGAGAAGGUGAAGCUUCUGAUCCAGCUCGCGGACAGCUUUGUAGAAAAGGGCCACAUCCAUGCCACAGAGAUAAGGAAAUGGGUGACCACGGUGGGCAAGCACUAUCGAGACUUCUCGCUGAGGAUGGGGAAGUACCGGUACUCCCUGGAGAAAGCCCUGGGAGUAAACACGGAGGAUAACAAGGACCUAGAACUGGACAUCAUCCCGGCAAGCCUUUCAGAUCGUGAGGUGAAGCUCCGGGACGCUAACCACGAGGUCAACGAAGAGAAACGGAAGUCAGCUCGGAAGAAAGAAUUCAUUAUGGCUGAACUGCUCCAAACCGAGAAGGCGUAUGUGAGGGACUUACAUGAGUGCUUGGAGACCUACCUGUGGGAAAUGACCAGUGGUGUGGAGGAGAUACCACCUGGGAUCCUCAAUAAAGAGCACAUCAUCUUUGGCAACAUCCAGGAGAUCUACGACUUCCAUAACAACAUCUUCCUCAAAGAGCUGGAGAAGUACGAGCAGCUGCCUGAGGAUGUGGGACACUGCUUUGUCACCUGGGCAGACAAGUUUCAGAUGUAUGUCACCUACUGUAAAAACAAGCCUGAUUCCAACCAGCUGAUCCUGGAGCACGCAGGCACCUUCUUUGAUGAGAUCCAGCAGCGGCAUGGCCUGGCCAACUCCAUCUCUUCCUACCUAAUUAAGCCUGUCCAGAGGGUCACCAAGUACCAGCUGCUCCUAAAGGAACUCUUAACUUGCUGUGAAGAAGGGAAAGGGGAACUCAAGGAUGGCCUGGAGGUGAUGCUCAGUGUCCCCAAGAAAGCCAAUGACGCCAUGCAUGUCAGCAUGCUGGAAGGGUUCGAUGAGAACUUGGAUGUACAGGGGGAGUUGAUUCUCCAGGAUGCCUUUCAAGUGUGGGACCCAAAGUCGCUGAUCCGGAAGGGGCGGGAGCGGCACCUGUUCCUCUUUGAGAUCUCCUUGGUGUUUAGCAAGGAGAUCAAAGACUCUUCAGGACACACGAAAUAUGUUUACAAGAACAAGCUACUGACCUCAGAGCUGGGUGUGACCGAGCACGUGGAAGGCGACCCCUGCAAAUUCGCCUUGUGGUCCGGGCGCACCCCAUCCUCAGACAAUAAGACAGUUCUCAAAGCUUCCAACAUCGAAACCAAGCAGGAAUGGAUCAAGAACAUUCGAGAAGUGAUUCAGGAAAGGAUCAUUCAUCUUAAAGGAGCUCUAAAGGAGCCAAUCCAGCUCCCCAAAACACCAGCCAAACUGAGGAACAAUAGUAAGAGGGAUGGAGUAGAGGAUGGUGACAGCCAGGGAGAUGGGAGCAGCCAGCCAGACACCAUAUCCAUCGCCUCCAGGACCUCUCAGAACACGGUGGACAGUGACAAGCUCUCAGGUGGAUGUGAGCUGACUGUGGUCCUCCAGGACUUCAGCGCAGGCCACAGCAGUGAGCUGAGCAUCCAGGUGGGCCAGACGGUGGAGCUGCUGGAGCGACCGAGUGAGAGGCCCGGCUGGUGUCUGGUCCGUACCACCGAGCGGAGCCCCCCACAGGAAGGCCUGGUCCCCAGCAGCACCCUGUGCAUCUCACACUCUCGCAGCAGCGUGGAGAUGGACUGCUUCUUCCCUUUGGUGAAAGAUUCAUACUCUCAUUCCUCGAGUGAAAACGGAGGCAAGUCCGAGUCUGUGGCCAACCUUCAAUCUCAACACUCCCUGAACUCUAUCCACAGUUCCCCUGGUCCCAAGCGCUCCACCAACACCCUUAAAAAGUGGCUAACCAGCCCCGUGCGUCGGCUCAACAGCGGAAAAGCAGAUGGAAACAUCAAAAAGCAGAAAAAAGUUCGCGACGGGCGGAAGAGCUUCGACCUGGGAUCUCCUAAGCCUGGGGAUGAGACGACCCCUCAGGGAGACAGCGCUGACGAGAAGAGCAGGAAGGGCUGGGGCGAAGAGGAGGCAGAUGAAGAGUCACACACACCCCUUCCUCCGCCCAUGAAGAUCUUUGACAACGACCCCACCCAGGACGAGAUGUCCUCCUCUUUGCUAGCAGCCCGGCAGGCUCCCACUGAAGUACCUACUGCUGCCGACCUUGUCAGUGCAAUAGAAAAGUUGGUCAAAAGCAAGCUGACUCUGGAAGGAGGCUCUUACCGGGGGAGCUUGAAGGACCCCACAGGCUGCCUGAAUGAGGGGAUGACCCCUCCCACACCUCCUAGAAACCUGGAAGAAGAACAGAAAGCCAAGGCUCUAAGAGGCAGAAUGUUUGUCCUGAAUGAGCUGGUACAGACAGAGAAGGACUACGUCAAGGACCUGGGGAUUGUGGUGGAGGGCUUCAUGAAGAGAAUAGAAGAGAAGGGGGUCCCCGAGGAUAUGCGAGGAAAGGACAAGAUCGUGUUUGGAAACAUCCACCAGAUCUAUGACUGGCAUAAAGAUUUUUUCCUGGCUGAACUGGAAAAAUGUAUCCAAGAGCAAGACAGACUGGCCCAGCUCUUCAUUAAGCAUGAGCGGAAGUUGCACAUUUACGUGUGGUACUGCCAGAACAAGCCUCGUUCCGAGUACAUUGUAGCUGAAUACGAUGCCUACUUUGAGGAGGUGAAACAAGAGAUCAAUCAGAGGCUGACCCUUAGUGACUUCCUCAUCAAGCCCAUUCAAAGAAUAACAAAGUACCAGCUGCUGCUCAAGGACUUCCUGCGAUACAGCGAGAAGGCUGGUCUGGAGUGUUCAGAUAUCGAGAAAGCCGUGGAGUUAAUGUGCCUUGUUCCCAAACGCUGCAAUGACAUGAUGAAUCUGGGACGCUUGCAGGGCUUUGAGGGCACCCUGACCGCCCAGGGCAAGCUUCUGCAGCAAGACACAUUCUAUGUGAUUGAGCUGGAUGCUGGCAUGCAGUCCCGGACCAAGGAGAGGCGUGUGUUUCUCUUUGAACAGAUCGUCAUCUUCAGUGAGCUGCUCCGAAAGGGGUCCCUCACCCCAGGCUACAUGUUCAAAAGGAGCAUCAAGAUGAAUUACUUGGUCCUGGAGGAAAAUGUCGACAAUGACCCUUGCAAGUUUGCACUCCUGAACAGGGAGACUUCAGAGAGGGUCAUUCUACAGGCUGCCAACGCAGACAUCCAGCAGGCCUGGGUGCAGGACAUCAACCAAGUGCUAGAAACACAGAGGGACUUCCUAAAUGCACUACAGUCACCCAUUGAGUAUCAGCGGAAGGAAAGGGGCACAGCUGUGGUCCGCUCCCAGCCCCCCAGGGUUCCACAAGCCAGCCCCAGACCCUAUUCUUCUGUCCCUGUGGGCUCAGAGAAGCCCCCCAAGGGUUCCAGCUACAACCCGCCUCUGCCACCCCUGAAGAUAUCUACCUCCAAUGGCAGUCCAGGGUUCGACCACCACCAGCCUGGGGAUAAGUUUGAAGCUAGCAAGCAGAAUGACCUGGGAGGCUGCAACGGGACCUCAUCCAUGGCUGUAAUCAAAGAUUACUAUGCACUGAAGGAGAAUGAGAUUUGCGUGAGCCAAGGCGAGGUGGUCCAGGUCCUCGCCGUCAACCAGCAGAACAUGUGCCUGGUGUACCAGCCUGCCAGCGACCAUUCCCCAGCAGCGGAAGGCUGGGUCCCAGGCAGCAUCCUGGCACCCCUCACCAAAGCCACAGCCGCGGCAGAGGAUAGUGAUGGGAACAUCAAGAAGUCAUGUUCAUGGCAUACUCUACGCAUGAGAAAGCGGGCAGAAGUGGAGAACACGGGUAAAAAUGAAGCCACAGGGCCUCGUAAACCCAAGGAUAUUCUGGGCAACAAAGUCUCUGUUAAAGAGACGAACAGUUCCGAGGAGUCAGAAUGUGAUGAUCUUGACCCUAAUACUAGUAUGGAGAUCUUAAAUCCAAAUUUCAUCCAAGAAGUGGCCCCAGAAUUCCUUGUGCCCUUGGUAGAUGUGACCUGCUUGCUUGGUGACACGGUGAUACUACAGUGCAAAGUCUGUGGGCGGCCGAAGCCCACCAUCACCUGGAAGGGUCCAGACCAGAACAUCCUGGACACGGACAACAGUACAACCACAUACACCAUCUCCUCCUGUGAUUCUGGAGAUAUCACCCUCAAGAUCUGCAACCUGAUGCCCCAAGACAGCGGGAUUUAUACCUGCAUAGCAACGAACGACCACGGCGCCGCAUCCACGUCGGCGACAGUUAAGGUGCAAGGUGUUCCCGCAGCCCCCAACCGCCCCAUCGCCCAGGAGAGGAGCUGCACCUCUGUCCUCCUCCGCUGGCUGCCCCCCGCCAGCACCGGGAACUGCACUAUUUCGGGGUACACGGUGGAGUAUCGCGAGGAAGGUUCCCAGGUCUGGCAGCAGUCCGUCGCUUCGACCUUGGACACUUACCUGGUCAUUGAAGACCUUAGUCCUGGAUGCCCUUAUCAGUUCCGGGUCAGUGCCAGCAACCCUUGGGGGAUCAGCCUUCCUAGUGAAGCCUCAGAGUUUGUACGCCUUCCAGAGUACGAUGCAGCUGCUGAUGGUGCCACCAUUUCUUGGAAGGAGAAUUUUGAUUCUGCUUAUACCGAACUGAACGAGAUUGGCAGAGGCCGUUUCUCUAUUGUAAAGAAAUGCAUUCACAAAGCUACCCGCAAAGAUGUUGCUGUGAAAUUUGUGAGCAAAAAAAUGAAGAAGAAGGAGCAGGCUGCCCAUGAGGCUGCCCUGCUUCAGCACCUGCAGCACCCCCAGUAUAUCACUCUCCAUGACACCUACGAGUCCCCCACGUCCUACAUCCUGAUUUUGGAACUGAUGGAUGAUGGCCGACUCUUGGACUACCUUAUGAAUCAUGAUGAGCUGAUGGAAGAAAAAGUAGCUUUCUAUAUCCGAGACAUCAUGGAAGCUCUGCAGUACCUUCAUAACUGCAGGGUUGCACAUUUGGACAUAAAGCCCGAAAACUUGCUCAUUGACCUCCGGAUCCCAGUGCCUCGAGUGAAGCUCAUCGACUUAGAAGACGCUGUCCAGAUCUCAGGCCACUUCCACAUCCACCAUCUUCUGGGGAACCCUGAGUUUGCUGCCCCAGAAGUGAUCCAAGGCAUCCCCGUCUCCCUGGGCACAGACAUCUGGAGCAUCGGGGUUCUGACAUACGUCAUGCUGAGUGGGGUCUCCCCCUUCUUAGAUGAGAGCCAAGAGGAGACCUGUAUCAACGUGUGCAGGGUGGAUUUCAGCUUUCCCCAUGAGUACUUCUGUGGUGUGAGCAACGCUGCCAGGGAUUUCAUCAAUGUCAUCUUACAGGAAGACUUCCGGAGGCGGCCCACAGCAGCCACAUGCCUGCAGCAUCCGUGGCUGCAGCCUCACAAUGGCAGUUACUCCAAGAUCCCCUUGGACACCUCCCGCCUGGCCUGCUUCAUAGAACGCCGCAAGCACCAGAAUGAUGUGCGGCCCAUCCCCAAUGUCAAGAGUUACAUCGUCAAUAGGGUGACCCAAGGGACCUAGCCAUCCCCAACCCCUGAGGUUUCACAUAGAAGUGCGGUGUGAACCAAAGCAAGACUGAAAGUGUCUGUAAAUAACUCUGUUCAUCAUUUCACCUCAUGUGGGUCUCUGGAUCGAGAGGUAGUUCUCUUAAACCUUGUCUGUGGUUACCCAGGGUCCCAGCGGCAGAAAAGUGACCCUAAUCCCAGGAGCAUUCCAGAAGGUCAUGCUGAAGAAGUAAAGAUGCAGAGUUGCAGAAAGUAUUUUAAAAAAAGGGGGGGGGGCAAGGCUGACAAGAUGGUAGUUGGUAUAAAAUGUUAAUUGUACAUUCCAAAAUGAGUGGUUCAGUGGGCAAACCGUCCACCCACUGUGAGAAAUAUAGUAGGUGAAAAUUUAAACUAAAAGUUCUAUUUAACAAAGAUAUCAACUAUUCUGCUUUAGAUGGCUUAGAUAUAGUUUCUUAACAGGAUACAUAUACACAUACAGUAUAAUAGAUCCCAUUCAGGUUCCAGAGUUUUAUAAUAUAGAGGUCUAUAUGAAACCAAUCAUAAGUAACUUUGAGUGCUCCGUUAAAACAGUCAUUUAUUUACCGAAGCAUCGCAUUAUUUUGACUAAGCACAAUUAGAUGACGAGUUUUUUAGAGCAUUUUAUAAAUCUUGUAUAGAAAUCUUUUAUCAGAACCUGUGUAUUAAGAGAAAGCAAUGUGACCCUUUUGCAAUCUGUGAAUUAGAUUUUUCUUUGUCCUCCAUCAUGGGUUGUUUGGGUAAGAUAGGUUCUGUUUAUCAAAAGCUCCCCUGAACUCACUGACAGCUCAGAGUUCCUCCUGUGGGAAAGUCAGGAAGUAAGUCCAAAUCUUGUAAGUGUUGGGGGCUGGUUUUAUGUCCACACCAGGCCUGACGUAGGCAAAUGUAUAUCAUGAGUUCACACAAAAGGGCACAUAGAAACUUUUCCUACAGUUCCUGUGAACAAAGGAGCAGCUCUUUCUGGUUCCAUAGCUGUAGAAUACAGUUUCCAGAAAGUUAGCUUGCUUUAUUCCUAACCCCUCAUGAAGCUUCGGGUGCUUACCAAAAGGAGGCAGCCAUAUAAGCCUUUUAAAGGCUAGUCCUAAGUCCUUUCUGAAGCCAUGGAGCAAAGCCUGACCCAUCACUCUAACACAGCAUGGGUUUUUAACUGGGAUAGCAAUACCUAUCACCACACAGCCACCAACAUCUCUGGACUAGAAGGAUUAACUACAUUCUGAGGCCAAUGCUGCUUUCUCCAUACAAGAUUAUUGACUGCCCGGUGCCCUCUUGAGGGAAAUCCAAUUAACCGGGGCAUUUCAUGGUUUGUUUUUUGUUUUUUUGUUUUUUUUUUUUGUUGGAGGGGAUGGGAGAGUUUUUGUUAUGUCGUGUUUGUACAUGAUCCACCCUUUGUUUUCUAGAGUGUGCUUAAAAAAUGCUUUUAUGCAAAUAAUAUUCUAAAACUAUAACUCCAGUGUUUAUGUAAAUCAGGCUUCAUGUCAUCGUGUCUCUCCUGCUAGUGGGAUUGAGAACAUUGAAAUCACGUAGCUCAGAGUGCAAUCAGAGAAUUUGAGGAGGGGAAAUAAGCAGCAAAAUUAUUUUAACUGUUUAAAGAAGAGAUGAUGGGAACAGUCUGAACUUUAAUGUAUAAAAAACGCUUAUUCCCAUGGUGGAAAUAGAGAAUGAAAGUGCUUAUUAUUUUCCCCCACCCACCCCCAUUGGUUUCAAAGUCAAAUUUCUCAUCAUCCACCCUCCAUCUCAUCUCAUCCAAGAUUAUAAAGUAAUAAAUGAGUAGAAAGUAAAAGCAAUAAGAUUAGAUAGCACCUAGUAUCUUGGGGAUUAACCAAAUAUAUGGAAACAGACUCUGACUGUAGAGUUUCCUUGUCUUCGGGUGGCCCUGGGUCAUCCAGCCUCACUCCCUCAGAGCUUGCUAACUCUCCAUGUUCUUCACUUAAACUGUGAUGUAUACAAACAUAAAACCAUAUGAUACGAGAUUUAAAACAUGCUUACUAAAGCUUUUUUAGUAAACAUGUCUUUAUUAUGAAGUAUAGCAUGAAGGAGGAAGGCCUGGCCCCAGAGGCUUGUUGUGGGAUAAAGUACAGGCUCCGAGGUCGGCAAAGACCCAGAAAGGGACGUAGCCAGGUCUGUCCAUUAUGGCUACCUCGGAAGAAGGGCUUCUUGCCGAGUCAGUUAGAAUUGUUAUGGCUGACUGCGUUUCUGCUAGGGAGAAAAGGGGUCUAGAACAGUGAUCAGAUGCCACAGAAGGGCCAGUUUGAAAGCACGUGGUGGGGUGACAGAAUCGCUAGGCAGAGCCAAAGUUUUCACAGCCACGUUUGUGUCAGGGUUGGGAUGAUCUAGAUGUGGGCUGCAUGGAAUUGUCCCAAGUACACAGAGAAGACAGGAAGGGAUAGCCGGAAGGGAAAGGAACGUGGUUGGGUUAAUGGCAGCCCCACUACAACUGUUAGAAGAGCGCAGGCUCCAGAGAGGUCCUAGGAGAAAGGGAACACACUUUCUAUAAGUUGAUGACUGACAUGACCAGGGAGGCUCCUCUCUGCAGAGGCACCUGGGUCCCUCCACCAGGGAACAAGAUGGUCUUGGCUCGAGAACUCUCCCUAGCAAGCUGGGAAUUAAGAGCAAUCUCAUAGACGGGGCUAGGAAAUAGAGUACAGAUGUGCUCAACAGUGGCUGGAGAGGAAGGACGAGGGGCCACUCUCCUGCACCUCUUUUGGCAGGGAGAUUUAUCACUAGGCGAGAAGAGGGCAGAGGAGAGGAAAAUCUUCCCCCCCUCCUACCACUCCAGUUGUUCUCACUGAGGAAGAACUGCCAGCUGACCCCAGGAAAACAGUGCUCGUGAGAGUGGCAGGUUUCUUGUCUGGCACAGAUUCAUUGUUUCGAGCUCUUCUGGUUUGUGUUAGAAGGGUGGGAUGCAGAGUAAUGGAAAAGAUCAGAGCCAACCCACGAUCCCGGAUGAGAAAUCUAAUCAUUAUUAUUAUUAUUUUUUUUUUUUUUGCGCCUCUUAUAUUUGUUUCAAAGUAAACAGAUUCUUUUUCACUUAGAACUGAAUGUGGUAAAAAAAACUGUUAAGAAAAACAUCGAAAUGUUGGAUGUAGCCUUCAGCUCUCGCCCAGCCACAAGCCACCGAAGUGCAGGUGGAGGAGGCCGAGGGGAAAGCUGGCUUCGCAGCUUUGUGCUUCACAAAGCCUUUAUAAAUAGUAGUGCCUUUCAGAGGGGAGGUGGGGAGUGAAGAAGUUCAAUUGCAUUUAGAUUUGCUGAUACUGCAGAAUUUCUUCCUUAGGUCUUAAGCCUUUAAAUGAAAGGUUUAAAUGUCUUUUAAAUGAAAACAUCUGAAUGUAGGACGGGACCAGGUGUUUUUGAGCAUUGCUCUCAGCUACUCCAAAUUCAUUCUUUCUUCUUUCUGCUCCACGUCCCCAUUAAUAAAAUGGAAUUUGGGCAGACACAGAGAGAACAUUAAUCUCUUAAGAAUGUUUAGGAAAAUGUCCUAGUUGACACAUCUCUAAAAUAUUUUGAUUUCCUUAAAGUGCUACACACUGCCAGUGCUAGAAUUUUAUUGACAGUAACUUUGAACAUUCCAGUUUCCCACAGUCUUAUGUUUGGAUACCAUUUUCAAACGCUGAGGUUAAAUGCUGUCAAUUGUUUUUCAUUGGAAGUUCUGGGUGCACCUCCUCUACAUGUUAUUUGGUCUUAGCUUAUAAUUUCCACCCUUUAAUAACUUGUCUACAGAAAAGGAUUAGGAGAACUGAUGAGGCUUUAAAUGUCCAUAAGCUCUUUUCUUCAGUAUUCCUUAUGGCAGACAUGAGAGUCUGAUACCUUCCCAGAUAGCCAGCCAUUUCCUUCUCUUUCCAAGCUAUAUGCUCUGGGAAAAUCCCUAACAGUUAUUUUCCUCACUGGGAGGGCAGAGGUGAGGAUCAAACACCUUCCCAUGUCACAAUUCAUUUAUUUCUGCUAGAAAAGGCAAGUGUUGUGUAUGGGGGCGGGCUACUCACUACUUCUUUUUUUCUUGCCUAUCUAGAAGAACAUGGAAAUUUAGAUCUGUGAGAAUAUGUAGGAGAAAACAGGAUAUAAAGUGGUUAUUUUUCUGUGUUAAACACUCUCGUUUAUACCUGAUAGGGAAGAAAUCCAUUGACGACAAAGGGUCUUUAUAGUAGACAAAGGACCCACUCACCACGUCGUCCUAGGGUAGCCCAUGAAUUGUACUGGGUGAGUUUUGAGGAAUAUAGACCAUAUUCCUUUCUUGCCCAGGUAACAUUCCAAUAGAGUCUGGAUUAGGCAAACAUAGAUAAGCUUUUCAACAGAUUUAUUUGUAAAAAGCACCUCAUGAUUUUUCUUUGCUAUUUAAAAUCUAAAUACCUUUGGGGAAGGAAUUAUUAGACCCGGGAUAGGCUAAAAGGAAAAACUCUCAGAGAUUCCACCAACAGAAAAGAAGAUACAGGAUAAUAAUGAUUUUCUGAAAAUUCUAAGGCUCUCAUGGCCUCACUCAUUCUAAAGAGCUCAAAGGGACUGAAAUUUGUCCAGAAACCUAGAUGUUUUGAUAAGAAAUGUUUUUCAUGAAAAAAUCUAUAUGGAAAUAGAAUACAGAAAUAUUAUAUGGCCAUAUUUUUUAUGAAAGACAUUUUCCCUUAUUUUUUAAUCUAAGUUGAAGUUAUAGGAGAAGAUAGAGUCUUUCUACUACAGUGCUUUAAUCUUUAAGUGAUAUUAAUUAAAAGCCUAAAAUUAACAAUCCCAGGCCAUAUUGUCUUUUUCUAUUAGCCUGUUUGCUAAGAAAUUCCAAACUGUGGUCAGAUUUAAUUUUUAUCCAUAUGAGCAACCUAACAGUUUAGUCAGUGAAUGGGGAAGAGCAAGGAAACUCGCAAAUAGCAAGUCUUGGAAUUCCUGAGAGUUAAUUUAACCAGGUGAAUUUGCCAGUCCAGGGAUAGGAGUUGCAUGAAGUCCCCACUUCCAUCAAGAACUAAGUCGAAUCCUGGAGUCCCUGGAGACCGUUACUGUGACCUCAAAGACUGCGGCUACGAACCUGAAGUUAACAAAACAUUUGUCUUCUCCUACUAACUUAAGCCAUACCUAUCACCUCUGUGUUUGAUUUUUUUUUUUUUUAACCCUGGUGCUUUUACUUCUGUUUCUGCCAAACUUUAGACUACUGUGGGGAAGUAAAUAAAACUGGGAGAGGGAGAAACAGACUGUGAAAAACUAAACAUACCCUUGAGAAUGCUAUUUAUGUAGAGAACAGCAGCAAUUGAGGGCACACUGUUGGAAAAUAUGGAUAUAUGUACAUCUGUACAUGUAUAUAGUGUAUAAUAUGUAUGUAUAUGUUAUUGCUCAUAUGCAGAAAUCUAUCCAUUGGCAGGCAGCCCGGGUGGGUCAGUUUUUCUACUGGAAAACCAUUUAAGAUCAUUCAAAACCAUUAGGGAUAAAACAUGGAGAAUUCUAGUCACAUGGGAAUUAAUUUGAUGUCUUUUGAAGUCUGCAAGGCCAAUCGAACAAAUUAUGAAACACAUUGGGACCAUUAUUUAUGUGAUUCUGUUUACUCAGAAUUCUAUAUUUGAGUUCUUUAGUGUGUGUGUUUUUUUUAUUGUUGUUGUUUCAAGACAGGGUCCCU
This is a messenger RNA of Onychomys torridus (southern grasshopper mouse), 14929 nucleotides long. It is a transcript of the gene Kalrn, whose product is annotated as kalirin RhoGEF kinase. Gene Ontology annotation, molecular function: guanyl-nucleotide exchange factor activity; protein kinase activity; ATP binding. The coding region runs from base 374 to 9343 and encodes 2989 amino acids. The transcript is spliced from 60 exons. NCBI's taxonomy places the organism in Eukaryota, Metazoa, Chordata, Mammalia, Rodentia, Cricetidae. The record is from RefSeq and is a predicted model, not a curated record. Gene Ontology annotation, cellular component: cytoplasm; postsynaptic density. Gene Ontology annotation, biological process: intracellular signal transduction; axon guidance; protein phosphorylation.